AUGUUAUUGUUGUGUAAACAUAUUAUCAUAAUUUUAGUUUCUACUGUUCAUUUUAUUGAUAAAAAAGCACUUGAUACGGAUUUAUGUAUAGAAACUGGAAGAAAUUAUUCACAAAAUGAAUUAAUAAAAACACCAAAAAAUGGUUUUGUUCGUCUUCGAUGGAAUCCAACAGAAAAAACAUUAAAGUCAAAACUCUGUUCAAAUGAUCAAAAUAAUCAACGUUGUAUAAAGGGCUAUAAACUAAAGGAAAAUAUGAGAAACUUCAUUGAAUUAAAUUUAGAAAUAUUUAAUACUCAACGAGGUGAAACAAAUCCAAUUCAAGUAACACCUGAAGGAGAAGAUGUGAAUGCAAAAUUUAGUCCAUUUUUUAACCUACAACCAACUUCACAAUCAUUUAAUAAUACACUAACAGAUGUUUUAAAUAUUCAACCACAACAACAACAAAAUAGUGAACGAUUAUUAUUGUAUAAAAAACAUUUUCUGAUUUACUAUCAGAUAAUAAGUGAUCCAAGAUUUUUGAAUAUUUCUAAAAAAUUGUAA
Didymodactylos carnosus is the source of this 540-nucleotide messenger RNA. Lineage: Eukaryota; Metazoa; Rotifera; Eurotatoria; Philodinida; Philodinidae. The record is from the annotation of a GenBank genome assembly.